ACAUGGGCGGCCGGAUGCGCUGAGCCCGGCGCUGCGGGGCAGCGGAGCGCGGGGGAGCAGCGGCCGCUGGCUCGGGGAGGGGGGUGGGGUGGGACGGCCCGCGGCCUCUGAGCUAGCGCGACGCGGCCGGGCGGUGCGGUGCCUUCCGCCCUCUGCAGCUGUCUGCAUAUUUUUUCUUUCUUUUUCGCAAUUUUGAACAUUUAACAAGACGAGGGGUUCGAAGCAAGUGAGAGCAUCCUGCACGUCGUGGAGGAGCCCGCGGGCACUUGGCGCGCUCUCUGGGGACUGUAUUGGGAACCCGAAAGUUUUUUGUUUUUAUAUUUUUACGCAGAUGUAUUUAUAAAGACAUAAGUAAUUUUUUUUUCUUCCCUGUCUGCACCUCCUUGAAAGCGAGAACUUUUGGUAAAGGACGGAGGAAAAAGCUCAACAUUUUGGGGGGAGGUUGGGGUUGUUUUUUAUUUUUUAAGAAAAAAAAAUUGAGUGCAUCGCGAUGGAGAAAAUGUCCCGACAGCUCCCACUGAAUCCCACCUUUAUCCCGCCUCCCUACGGCGUGCUCAGGUCCUUGCUGGAGAACCCGCUGAAGCUCCCCCUUCAUCACGAAGACGCAUUUAGUAAAGAUAAAGACAAGGAAAAGAAGCUGGAUGAUGAGAGUAAUAGCCCGACGGUCCCUCAGUCAGCAUUCUUGGGACCCACCUUAUGGGACAAAACUCUUCCCUAUGACGGAGAUACUUUCCAGUUGGAAUACAUGGACCUGGAGGAGUUUUUGUCGGAAAAUGGCAUUCCCCCCAGCCCGUCUCAGCAUGACCACAGCCCUCACCCUCCCGGGCUACAGCCAGCUUCCUCAGCUGCCCCCUCCGUCAUGGACCUCAGCAGUCGGACCUCUGCACCCAUUCACCCUGGCAUCCCAUCCCCAAACUGUAUGCAGAGCCCCAUCAGACCAGGCCAGCUGUUGCCAGCCAACCGCAAUACUCCGAGCCCCAUUGACCCUGACACCAUCCAGGUCCCGGUGGGCUAUGAGCCAGACCCGGCCGACCUUGCCCUCUCCAGCAUCCCUGGGCAGGAAAUGUUUGACCCUCGCAAACGCAAGUUCUCUGAGGAAGAACUGAAGCCACAGCCCAUGAUUAAGAAAGCUCGCAAAGUCUUCAUCCCAGAUGAUCUGAAGCAGGACGACAAGUACUGGGCGCGGCGCCGGAAGAACAACAUGGCGGCCAAGCGCUCGCGUGAUGCGCGGCGCCUCAAGGAGAACCAGAUCGCCAUCCGCGCGUCCUUCCUGGAGAAGGAGAACUCGGCGCUGCGCCAGGAGGUGGCCGACCUGCGCAAGGAGCUGGGCAAGUGCAAGAACAUCCUGGCCAAGUACGAGGCCCGGCACGGGCCCCUGUAGGCCGGCGUCCGCGGGCGGCCUCAGGCCCCGGACAGGGGUCUCCUGGUUGAUUGCACCGCACCUACCGACCUUCCUGACAUCAGCACUUUACCAGAUGCAUCAACAGGACGGACUCACAUUUUGGCGUGGGUGUGUGUAUGUGCUUGUGCUCAUGUGUGGUCAACGUGUGUGUGUGUGUGUGUGUGUGUGUGUGUGUGUGCGCGCGCGCGCGCGCGCGCGCGUCCCUUUGCACUUGCCAUUUUGAUAGCCCUCCAUCGUCUUUUAGUUCCAAAAUGAAAGGUGCCAUGUUUUUACUGGACUGCGGAGACCUCUCGUGGGUUUCCUGACCCCCUUCCUCCUCCACUCCUGCCCUUUUCGCGUGGCUUCAUGUUGGCACUUACCUACUCUUCCAGGACCCUCUGGUUGGGUUCACUAAGAAGGGCCCUGGUGAAAUAGUAGAUCUCGGUUUUCAAGACCACAGGCUCUUGUUUCUGUUUAAUCUGUAAGUUACCAUGCUAAUAAGGUGCACAGAAUAAUUUAGCACUACACUGCAGCUCCAUUCAGUUACAGGUUGCUUCCCUCCUAUCUUCAGUUUUGGUGAUAAUCGUCUUCAAAUUUAAAGUGCUGUUUAGAUUUAUUAGAUCCCAUAUUUACUUACUGCUGUCUACUAAGUUUCCUUUUAACUCUACCAACCCCAGCAAGUAAGAGUACUAUUAUAGAACACAGAGUGUGUUUUUGCACUGUCUGUACCUAAAGCAAUAAUCCUAUUGUACGCUAGAGCAUGCUGCCUGAGUAUUACUAGUGGACGUAGGAUAUUUUCCCUACCUAAGAAUUUCACUGUCUUUUAAAAAACAAAAAUUACAGUAAUGCAUUUGAGCAUGACCAGAACAUCCCCAGGACAGAGAAGCAGAGGGAAAUGCCAGGUCUAAGAACGAGGGGUUAACUUAUCAGUAUACAGCCAAAAAAAUGCAUCUUGGAACAGUUUUUGACAUUGAUGUGUUUGCUUUUGUUUUCUCCUCUUUCCCAUACCCUUAGCCCCCAGUUUUCUAGUUAACUUUUUCCACAUCCCUCUUGAUAUUCAAUACAAUUCAAUUAAGAUUCAGUUUUCCCCAUUUUUUGUAAUAUAUAUGUUUUUGUGAAUUAUACCUUGUCGUUUUUAAAAAUCAGUCAGUUAAGUUAAUAAGUUGAUGUUUUGUAAAACCCUUUUUCCUAGUGGUGUCAUUUUUGAAUGCUUCAUAAAUUAAUGAUUUUGGAGCUUAUGUUUCUUAUUCUCUGUUUGCUUUUGAACGUAUGUGCUCUUAUAAAAUGGACUUCUGAAAAAUGAAUGUAAAAGACACUGGUGUAUCUCAGAAGGGGAUGGUGUUGUCACAAACUGUGGUUAAUCCAAUCAAUUUAAAUGUUUACUGUAGACCAAAAGGAGAGAUUAUUAAAUUGUUUAAUGUUUAUACAGAGUAAUUAUAGGAAGUUCUUUUUGUACAGUAUUUUUCAGAUAUAAAUACCGACGAUGUAUUUUGGAAGACAUAUAUUAUAUAUAGCAAAGAGAAAAGGAAAACUAUUCCAUGUUUUAAAAUUAUAUAGCAAAGAUAUAUAUUCAUCAAUGUUGUACAGAGAAGAAGUGCUUGGGUGUUUUUGAAGUCUUUAAUAUUUUAAGCCUAUCACUGACACAUCAGCAUGUUUUCUGCUUUAAAUUAAAAUUUUACAACAGUAUCGAAGCUUGCUGUGACAAAUUCUGCUCUAAAACAUCAAAGGAGCUUUCUUAUUUCCUAUUAGGUCUCAGAAAGAAGUCAGUUAACAUCACCCAAAAGCACAAAAUGGAUGUUAGUCAAAUAUUUAUUGGACGAUACAGUGUUUUUUAGGAAAAGCAUGUGCCACAAAAAUGUUCACUUCAAAAUUAUGAGUUCCUGGAAUGGAACAUCACUGCAAGCAUCCCAAACAAUUCUGUUCUCCUCUGUGAGCACGUGCAUCUGACGCAGUAUAAGGUUAAUAUUGGUGCUAUGUGGAUGGUUUAUAAUUUAAUAGAUGUUUUGACUUUAAAGACAAUUGUUCUUUUGUUUCACUAACUUGUGUCGAGAGAUUCUGCUGUUGUUGCAAAGAAACAUUUUCCGCAAGAUUAAAAUACCCUUUAAUCAGUGGGGUUUUCUAGUUUCCUGUGUCCAGAGUAUGUAAUUCUUUAGUGACCUGGUGGUCUCCUUGUCAAUCCGUCAGCAGUGCUCCUCUCAUAGUGUCAUAGUCUUGGAAAAUCUGAAUAGUAAAAUAUUCCUGCUAGGUAUCCAUUUUGUCCCAAGAUACAGAUUAUGGUGGGAGAUGGGAGAGUAUUGGAAUUGAAAUACAUUGUUCAGGUAAAUAACCAAUAAAAUAAACAAGACCUUUGGCAAACUUAAGCGGAACUGAAUAAGUGUUAUUCAGAGAAACAAGUGGACAUGGAGUUGGCCUUUUUAUACGUAAAGAGACUAAUUGCAGCAGAAUUGUUAAAUCGUCACUAAAACAGAAACAAAUGACAUCUUUAAGUGGAGAAGUGUUGAAGGAUUGUACUGAAGACCAUCUAAAUUCAUUGACGUUUAAAAUGGUAGCUGAAAAAACUGUAUUUGAGUACUGGUCUUUCUGAAAUUAGGUUGUUUGUAUCAAAUGAGCAUCAUAAAUGUUUUCUGCAGAAGAAAUAAGAUCACAAUAAAACAUUCUUUGGCGUGCCAAGGGAGGUUUCAGAAACCUACCUCGUCUUAAAAAUUUAAAAACUUUGGAGUCUGUAUAGGUGCCUUAUAUGUAGGUUAUUGUCACCACACACAUGAGCACUCAACCCCUGGACUCACUGCCUUCUGUCCAGGGCAGUCAACUAGUAAAUAAAGCAGUUCUGCUAAAUGGUAUGGGAAGCCCGGCCCAAUUUGGAAUGACUUGGAUCAUCCAGGGUCAAAUGAGUUCUGCAGACUGAAGCUAUUAAAAGAGUCCUGUUGUAAUUUUUCACCUUUUCAUCGUAAGCAUCUUUCAGAGAUUAAUUACUUGGCCAUUAAAAAUGAAUCCAAAUCAUAUUAUGCCAACAUCAUUUAGACAUGAUUGGGAAUGAGCGGCCUAGAACUUCCUGACAAGGUCACAUCUUCAUUUCUUUUGACUAGACUUGCGAAGAAAGGCAAAAAUUGGUCAGCCUAUCCUUCUGCUUGUGCCGCCUUGAGGACAUAGGUAGGGAAUGGGAGGGAGGUAAGUGAUCACUUCCUCCCCUUGAGAAAGUGGCCACUUUUGACCAUUCAAAACCCACAGUGAGCAGGAUAGUGACAGGCCUUUCAUCUUCAAAUAUAACAGACCACUGUGAAACCAUCCUUUGAAGCAGAAGGACCAUUUGUUUGAGGAGCGUGCAGACGGAAUUCUGGCAUUGGGUGGGGAGGAAGCUGUAUGAGAAAGCCCAGAGGUUCCUUCCAACUCACCAGUUUUGUGAGGGAACUCACAAUAAUUCUGCAUGUACAUUUGAAAGGUCUUGAGUCUGUUUUCAGAAGAGUCAAGAAGAAUUUUAAGUAGAGUCCUUCCCACCUCCCACCCCCACCCCAAAGUAAAACAAAGGUCAUUCUGUAAAACGCAAGGAGUUUAUCUACUUUUCCCCUAAUGUUCCUUUUAGGAAAACUCAAACUUGAUCAGCGUUAGUCAGACCAAUCCCAGAAGGUGGUAGACACCUGCUCUCAGUCCGCCAGCUUCCUGCUGAGGGCUUCUAGGCCCCCACUGGGAAGGCCAAGAUCUCCUCUAGGUUUUCUCUACAAUUAACAAUGUCAUUUUUAAAUGAGCAAAGCCAUGUCUUCAAUCUUGAUGCAUUGGAUUUGGCAACUAAAGUCAGUACAUUUUGCAAAGGGCCAAGUGUAUGUAGAGGAAUGUGUGUGUGUGUGUGUGUGUGUGUGUGUGUGUGUGUGUGUGAAUAGUUAAGGUAUAAAAUCUUUCAUUUUGGAGCACCUUACCGAACAUAACAAUAAUCACUGUUAUCCUUUUGGCAACACCACAAAGAUUGCAUCUGUUAAACAGGUACAAGUUCACUUGAGGUCAGUGUAAUUGUACACCAUGGUAUUGGUGGUGUUUAUUGAUGAUAAGUCCAAACCUUUAUCUGUCUGUUAUUCUUAAUGUUUAAUAAACUUUGGAUUGUUUCCUGUC
Delphinapterus leucas (beluga whale) is the source of this 5482-nucleotide messenger RNA. RefSeq names its product HLF transcription factor, PAR bZIP family member (gene HLF). Gene Ontology annotation, biological process: regulation of transcription by RNA polymerase II. NCBI's taxonomy places the organism in Eukaryota, Metazoa, Chordata, Mammalia, Artiodactyla, Monodontidae. Gene Ontology annotation, molecular function: DNA-binding transcription factor activity, RNA polymerase II-specific; RNA polymerase II cis-regulatory region sequence-specific DNA binding. Gene Ontology annotation, cellular component: nucleus. The record is from RefSeq and is a predicted model, not a curated record.